UUCAAAAUAUUAAAGGAGUUGAUAGCAAAUAAAGAAUUUAUAUAAAAAAAAAUCCUAAUCUCAUCUCUUUGUCCAUUCUAGGGUUUCCUUCUUCAGAGCUAACCGGACAGCAGCCCCAGAAACACACCGGCAGCGAAGAUGGGUCGUAUGCACAGUCGAGGUAAGGGUAUUUCUGCUUCAGCACUCCCAUACAAGAGGACUCCACCAAGUUGGCUCAAAAUAUCUGCACCAGAUGUUGAAGAUAACAUCUGCAAGUUUGCCAAAAAAGGUUUAACACCCUCUCAAAUUGGUGUUAUUCUUCGUGAUUCCCAUGGCAUUGCUCAGGUGAAGAGUGUAACUGGUAGCAAGAUUCUCAGAAUUUUGAAGGCUCAUGGACUUGCUCCUGAGAUUCCCGAGGAUCUCUACCACCUUAUCAAAAAAGCAGUUGCAAUCCGGAAGCAUCUUGAGAGAAACAGGAAAGACAAGGAUUCCAAGUUUAGGUUGAUUCUUGUUGAGAGCAGGAUUCACCGACUUGCUCGCUACUACAAGAAAACAAAAAAGCUUCCACCAGUCUGGAAGUAUGAAUCUACCACUGCCAGUACUCUUGUGGCAUAAGAGAUGACAACGGGAGCAUUCAGAGUGCUACUUUCUUUGCCAAGUCAUAUCUUAGAAAUUCUACAUUAAGCUGUUUUGGCAUGGCCAGGAUACUUGAUUUGGUGAACAAAAUUAUGUACUCGAGGAGCUGAUAGGGGGCUUCACUUGAUUUCUUGUUUGAGAUUUUGACAUUGAGACUUGUUAUCUGUGGUAUACUUAUUUUGGUUUAGCAAAGUUUUAAUUAUCAUCUUGUGAAAUUCUCGAUUAUGGUUAUACUCGCCGCUCUGGUACUGAAGACCUGUGUUAGCUUAUUGGUUUAGUCCCGUGUAAACCUUUUAUUUUCAA
Messenger RNA from Solanum pennellii, 918 nucleotides. RefSeq names its product 40S ribosomal protein S13. Gene Ontology annotation, cellular component: nucleolus; cytosolic small ribosomal subunit; ribosome. The coding region runs from base 139 to 594 and encodes 151 amino acids. The transcript is spliced from 5 exons. Gene Ontology annotation, molecular function: structural constituent of ribosome; small ribosomal subunit rRNA binding. NCBI's taxonomy places the organism in Eukaryota, Viridiplantae, Streptophyta, Magnoliopsida, Solanales, Solanaceae. The record is from RefSeq and is a predicted model, not a curated record. Gene Ontology annotation, biological process: translation.